Molecule: messenger RNA, 1512 nt
Organism: Dictyostelium purpureum
Lineage: Eukaryota; Evosea; Eumycetozoa; Dictyosteliales; Dictyosteliaceae
Exons: 2
Coding region: 1-1512 (503 amino acids)
Biological process (GO): tRNA wobble uridine modification; tRNA methylation
Cellular component (GO): mitochondrion; cytoplasm
Molecular function (GO): GTPase activity; GTP binding; protein binding
Source: RefSeq, a predicted model, not a curated record
AUGAAUAGAUUAUUUAAAAGAAAUUAUUGUAAAAUAGUUAAAGAUAAUUAUAGAGAAUGUGCACCACCGAAAUUUAAAUUUUUUAAAGAUACAAUAUUUAAUUUAUCAAGUGGUGUGGGGAAGAGUGGUGUUGCGAUUGUCAGGGUUUCAGGACCAGAUUCAAAAUUGGUGUUGAAAGAGUUAACAAAAAAAAGCAAUAUAGAACCUAAAGAAAGAUUAGCUACACUUAGUACUUUUUAUCAUCCAAAAACAAAUGAACAAGUAGAUAAAGGUAUUUUUGUUUGGUUUCCAUCACCCAAUAGUUUUACAGGUGAAGAUGUGGUAGAGUUUCAUAUACAUGGUGGUAGAGCUGUAAUUUCAGAGACAUUGGAUGCAAUAUCAUCAGUAGACGGUACAAGACCAUCAGAACAGGGUGAGUUUACAAGAAGAGCAUUCGAAAAUGGUAAAAUGGAUUUAACACAAAUUGAAGGUUUAUCUGAUUUAUUAGAUGCAUCAACAUCAUAUCAAAAAAAGAUAGCAUUAAAGCAAAUGCAGGGUUCUAUAGGUCAAUUUUAUUUUAGUUUAAGAAAAGAUUUAAUUAGAGCAUCUGCCUAUAUGGAAGCAUUUAUAGAUUUUGGUGAUGAUGCUGAAAUUGACAACGAAACUGUAGAACAAUCUAAACGAUCCAUUAUAGCGAUUAGAGAUAAAAUUCAAGCCCAUUUAGAUGACGGAAGAAGAGGCGAGCGUUUAAGAGACGGCGCUAGCAUUGCUAUUGUUGGUCCACCCAAUUCUGGUAAAAGCUCAUUAAUUAAUUUACUCUCAAAUAGAAAAGCAUCAAUCGUUUCACCAAUAGCAGGUACAACAAGAGAUAUAGUUGAGGUAACACUAGAUAUUGGUGGAUAUCCAGUGGUCAUUGGCGACACUGCGGGUUUAAGACUAUCAACAAACGAUAUUAUAGAAAAAGAAGGUAUAGAAAUGGCAAAAGAUAGAUUUAAUCAAUCAGAUAUCAAAUUGUUUUUAUUUGAUUCAAAUCAAUUAUUUAAUUUAGAUAAUAACAGCAAUGAUAACGAACUCGAAAAUUUAUUAAAUUUCAUAGAUAACGAAACAAUAAUAAUAUUUAAUAAAUUUGAUUUAAUAAAAAAUAGCAGUCAAGAUAAAUGGAGCCAACUAAAAUCAAAUAUAUUGGAAAAAAUAAAAACUAAAAACAACUUAACAAAUGUACAAUCAAUUGAAAUAUCAUGUAAUGAAAAUAUAAAAAUUAAAGAAUUAAUAUCACUAUUAAAAUUAAAUUUAAGUAAUAUGUUCGAAAUGAAUGACCAGGAGUCACCAUUAUUAACAAGGGCAAGAUACAAGCAGCAUUUAACAGAAUGUGUUGAAUCGUUGGAUAGAUAUUUAUACUAUUGUGAUGAAGAUAUAGUCAUAGCAUCAGAGGAGUUAAGAAGAGCAUUACUUUCGAUCAGUGCAAUUACCCACCCUGUAGAUUUAAAUGAUUUAUUAGAUGUAAUUUUUAGAGAUUUUUGCAUUGGAAAAUGA